Molecule: messenger RNA, 853 nt
Organism: Tarenaya hassleriana
Lineage: Eukaryota; Viridiplantae; Streptophyta; Magnoliopsida; Brassicales; Cleomaceae
Product: homeobox-leucine zipper protein ATHB-40
Exons: 3
Coding region: 72-680 (202 amino acids)
Biological process (GO): positive regulation of DNA-templated transcription
Cellular component (GO): nucleus
Molecular function (GO): DNA-binding transcription factor activity, RNA polymerase II-specific; sequence-specific DNA binding
Source: RefSeq, a predicted model, not a curated record
ACAUCAAAAGCGAGACAAUAUAAAAAGCAACUGAGAGGGAGAGGGAGAGAGAGAGAGAGAGAGAGAGAGAGAUGGAUGAUCAUAUGGAACUCAUCUCUCAGUUGUACCACGGUGGCUUCAGCCAAAUCGCUCCUCGACAAGGGGAAGCAAAGCCACGGAGGAGUAGGAGGAGGAAGAACAAAGCCAACGCAGAGGGAAGCAGUAAUGGAGGAAUGAUGAGGAAGAGGAAGCUGAGUGAGGAACAAGUGAGGAUGCUCGAGAUGAGCUUCGGGAAUGAACACAAGCUCGAGUCGGAGAGGAAAGACAGGUUGGCUUCGGAGUUAGGGCUCGACCCUUGUCAAGUUGCCGUCUGGUUCCAGAACCGACGUGCUCGCUGGAAGAACAAGAAGCUCGAGGAAGAGUUCAACAAGCUCAAGACCCUCCAUGAAAACGUCGUCGUCCAGAAGUGCCAUCUCGAAUCUGAGGUUAUUCAGCUGAAGGAGCAAUUGUACGAAGCCGAGAGAGAGAUCCAACGGCUGGCAGAGAGAGCAGUGGAAGGAGUUUCAAGCAACAGCCCAACCUCAUCCAACGACGCACCGUUUCCCGGGGAUUUCCAAGUGGACAACGAUUACGAUGAUUUGAUCUACGCACCCCCACAUGGUUACACCGCUGGGAUGGAAUGGAUGAUUAUGUAUGUGUAAUUAUUUAGAUGAUUAACUAACUUGCUAAGCUAAUGCUUAUUUAGGGUAUAUGUAAUUCGUAGGUGUAGAUAUACGAUUACUAGCGUAUGAGCAAUGUCUGUCUUUCUAUAGAAACGGCAAUAAUUUGUCAUCCCAUUGUAAGAUAUGCACGUCACAAGAAUAUUAAUUAAAUA